Molecule: messenger RNA, 1328 nt
Organism: Diorhabda carinulata
Lineage: Eukaryota; Metazoa; Arthropoda; Insecta; Coleoptera; Chrysomelidae
Gene: meigo
Product: solute carrier family 35 member B1 homolog
Exons: 3
Coding region: 242-1207 (321 amino acids)
Biological process (GO): UDP-galactose transmembrane transport
Cellular component (GO): endoplasmic reticulum membrane; Golgi membrane
Molecular function (GO): UDP-galactose transmembrane transporter activity; UDP-glucose transmembrane transporter activity
Source: RefSeq, a predicted model, not a curated record
CUAAAGAACGCCACUUUUCAUUUAAUUGGACUCUACUCAUGCUGUUAAUCAGCUAGUCUACUAAUUGCCAAUCAAAAAUAGACAUGAAAUCUUUUGUCAAACGGACGCGUAGCGUAAAGUUUAAAUUUGUUAUAUACUACUAGGUUAUGUAUACGUAACCAGAUGGUAUAAAAUACUUCAACUUAAUAUAGUAAGCUAUUUGUAAUAGCUCUUUUUAUAGUGAAUUAAAUACUCUCCAAUAAUGCACAAAAACAGAUUUUUCCUUUAUGCAGCUGGGAUAUUCAUGUCUUAUUUUUAUUUUGGAAUAGUACAAGAAAAAAUUACCAGAGGAAAAUAUCCAUAUGAAGUUGUUAAAGAGGAUGGUACUAAGUCCACUGAAUAUGAAAAAUAUACUUAUGCAGUAACUUUAGUGUUAGUGCAGUGUAUUAUGAACUUUUUAGUAGCUAAAACUGCAGCAACUCUAUGGCAUCAAGGCGAAGACACGACGCAUAAAUUUUAUUAUGCAAGUAUGUCCAUAACUUAUUUAUUGGCAAUGAUUUGUUCCAAUAUGGCACUACAAUGGGUGCCAUAUCCUACCCAAGUUAUCGGAAAAUCCGCUAAACCUAUACCAGUAAUGAUACUUGGAGUUUUAGUUGGUAAAAAGAGCUACGCUCUUAGGAAAUAUAUUUUUGUUUUUAUGAUUGUAUGUGGUAUUGUAUUAUUCAUGUUAAAAGAUAAAGUAAAAUCUCAAACUGAAGAGAGCUCAAUAGGUAUAGGUGAAUUAUUACUAGUACUUUCGUUAAUAAUGGAUGGAUUAAUUGGGGCUAUUCAGGAAAGGAUUCGAGCUGAGUCUAAACCCACAGGUGUACAGAUGAUGGAAAUUGCAAAUGCGUGGAGUGUACUAUUUUUAAGUAUAAUAAUAAUAAUAUCAGGAGAAUAUUAUAAAUUCUAUGAAUUUGCUACUCGAUUUCCAUAUGUAGUCACAAAUCUUUUAAUGUUAGGAAUUACAUCAGCUGUUGGACAAUUAUUCUUGUAUUCUAUGGUAUCUGAAUUUGGCCCUCUAGUUGUAUCAGUAGUUACUACAACAAGAAAAUUCUUCACAGUUUUAGCAUCUGUUAUUCUAUUUGGUAACGCAAUUUCCAUUAGACAAUGGAUAGGUGCUAUAACUGUUUUUACAGCACUUUUUUUGGAUGCUUUUUAUUCAAAAUCUGCACCAAAAAAAUUAUGAAAAUUUCUCAUUAAACCAUUCCUUUUAAUUUGGUUUACUUCAAAUUUGUUGACUGCUUCAUCUUUAUAAAAAUAUUUAUUUUUGUUAAAUAGGAUAAAGGAAAUAAAAUAUCUUUAUAGAG